GCACAUUCAAAACCUAUUCUGUUUUUAAAUGCAUAACAAAAUUGAAAAUUUUAUGAAAUAGCUUGACAUGCCUCCACUAAAAAUUACAAUGGAGCCAGAAUAUAAUGCAAUGCUGCUGCCAAUUAUAACCGCCGUAAUGCUGGCCUAUAAUCGUCCAGUUACCACAGAUGAAAUAACUGAUACCGUAAUGGCAAUGCUUAACUCGCAGCGCGACCAUCUGGACUCCAAGUCGAUAUCAAGUCCGGAGCCAACAUCAGAUCCAGCAUAUGCCAAGCUUCGAGUCAUACAUAAGGGAAGGAAGUGAGCAUGUUCUACAACAUUUUGAUAAGAAAUACAUACAAAGUUUGGCAUAUUCUAAAAUAUAUAAAAUAGUUACAUUGAUCCCACAAACUGUAUGCAUUAAUUACUCAAG
Messenger RNA from Drosophila busckii, 412 nucleotides. RefSeq lists its product as uncharacterized. Bases 68 to 304 code for a protein of 78 amino acids. The transcript has a single exon. NCBI's taxonomy places the organism in Eukaryota, Metazoa, Arthropoda, Insecta, Diptera, Drosophilidae. The record is from RefSeq and is a predicted model, not a curated record.